Messenger RNA from Cololabis saira (Pacific saury), 3958 nucleotides. It is a transcript of the gene kdm2ba, whose product is annotated as lysine (K)-specific demethylase 2Ba. Gene Ontology annotation, molecular function: protein binding; zinc ion binding; transcription coregulator activity. The transcript has 10 exons. The record is from RefSeq and is a predicted model, not a curated record. The coding region runs from base 93 to 2429 and encodes 778 amino acids. Gene Ontology annotation, biological process: regulation of transcription by RNA polymerase II; protein demethylation. NCBI's taxonomy places the organism in Eukaryota, Metazoa, Chordata, Actinopteri, Beloniformes, Belonidae.
CACGGCAGCAGCUGGUGUAGCGGGGAGGAGGAGCUGAGCCGCAGCUCGUUCAGCCAUGUUAGUUUCUGUUCACAAACGAUGAGAGGACAGUCAUGGCCUUGUCACUGAGCGGAGACGAUGAGGAAUAUGAGUCAGAGUCGGAGCAGCAGCGGGCAGCCAACCGGCCAAAGCCCAAAAUGGGAACGUCAUCAACAGUUAAGCUGGCGUCUAACCGCAGCACGUCUGGAGCCAGGCGCAGGAGGACACGCUGCCGUAAGUGCGAGGCGUGCCUCCGGACAGAAUGUGGAGAGUGUCACUUCUGUAAGGACAUGAAAAAGUUUGGUGGACCAGGGCGCAUGAAGCAGUCCUGCAUCAUGAGACAAUGCAUUGCGCCUGUCUUGCCCCACACAGCAGUGUGUGUGGUGUGCAAAGAGGCGGGGAAGGAGGACACGCUGCAGGAUGAUGAGGACAAGUUCAACUUCAUGCUAAUGGAGUGCUCUAUCUGCAAUGAAAUUGUCCAUCCCAACUGCCUGAAGGUCAACGAUGCAUCAGGAGUGGUAAAUGAUGAACUACCAAACUGCUGGGAAUGUCCAAAAUGCAACCAUGCUGGGAAGAGUGGAAAAGCAUUAAAGCAAAAAAGGGGUCCGGGCUUCAAGUAUGCCUCCAACCUCCCUGGCUCUUUGCUGAGGGAACAGAAGAUUGCCAAAGAGGAGGGUGAUGUUCCCUUGGCAACCAAAAAGAGACCCGACAGGGAGGAGACACCCAGGUACAGGCCGGAGGAUGCUCUCCACCGACAACCACCACUGCUUUCCCCCAGCAGCCUGCCACGGCCCAGGCCUGAGGACAAACUGAGGAAGAAGAGGAAGCUGUUUGAUGAUGAGGAGGAAGGAGAAAUUGGAGUGAAGAAGAAGGAAAAGACGGAUGAACUGUAUUUUUCCAAACUUCACCAAAUCAAGACAGAGGAGGAAGAAGAUGGGUAUGAGGAAGAUGAUGACGAAAGAAGGGAGUCUCACUACCGAAACAGUGUAGACAGGAAGGUCCGGCUUGGAGAGACUGAAGAGGAAGGGGAUUACAAGGACCUUAAGAGUGACUCUUUAAAUCCAUCCAGUAAAACCCCAGUUGGAGACAGUGACCAGUCUCAUUGCAGCUCUCCACAGGCGGGACCCAGCAGCGAGGGUGGAAGCGAAACGCAGGAAAAAGGUCCCCGUCCAAAAGCUCGCCGUAAGCGGCGCUUGCCUAACAGAGACCUGAGCCGAGAACUGAGCAAAGCACUGAACCAGGAAAUCCAGAAGACGGAGGACUGCCUGGCCAACGAGAACCGGCAACCUCUUAAGGUGGAACCGGAAACGGAAAACGAGGAACCUAAGAGGUUGUUCCGCAAUUGUAAUGAACUUGGCGAUCAGAGGUCCCACCUGAAGACCAAAGAGAUGAACGGAACUCCAUGGGAACUCCGCCACUUCUACCCGAGUCAGAUCACUCCACUGGGCUUCAACCGUAGCACCCCAACCACCCGGCCCGUGCCCCCACGAUCCCCUCCCAAAUGCAUCCAAAUGGAACGGCAUGUUAUUCGGCCCCCGCCGAUAAGUCCACCUCCUGAUAGACUGCCCCUGAAAGAUGGAAAAGCACAUGUCAUACAGCGUGAGCUCUGGAUGAAGAUAUUUCACCAUCUCACACACCAAGAGCUCUGUGUCUGCAUGAGAGUCUGCAAGACAUGGAACAGAUGGUGUUGUGAUAAGAGACUUUGGAUGAAGAUCGAUCUGAAUCGCUGCACUUCCAUCACUCCACUUAUGCUAAGCGGGAUUGUUCGCAGACAGCCAGUUUCGUUGGACCUCAGCUGGACUAACAUUUCCAAAAAACAACUAAGUUGGCUCAUUAAUAGAUUGCCAGGUCUGCGAGUAUUGAGGCUCUCAGGUUGUUCCUGGGCUGCCGUAUCUGCACUCUGCACCUCCAGCUGCCCCCUGCUUCGCACCCUAGACGUCCAGUGGGUGGAAGGACUCAAAGAUGCACAGAUGAGAGACCUCCUCUCACCUCCCACAGACAACAGACCAGGCCAACUGGAUAACUGCUGCAAGUUGCGCAACAUAGAGGACCUGCGACUGGCUGGGCUGGACAUCACUGACCUGUCCUUGCGUCUCAUCAGUCGACAGAUGCCUUUACUCUCCAGGCUGGACCUGAGCUACUGCAACCAUAUCAACGACCAGUCUGUCAACCUGCUUACAGCAGCAGGGACCACGACCAGAGACUCCCUCACAGAAAUCAACCUAUCAGUUUGUAAUCGAGUCACAGACCAUUCCUUAAACUUUUUCAAGCGCUGUGGAAGCAUCUGUCAGAUCGACCUUCGCUUCUGCAAGCAGGUGACCCGGACGGCCUGUGAAAGGUUUAUCGCAGAGAUGUCUGUGAGUGUCCCAUUCAAUCUGAAAGAGGACAAACUGCUGCAGAAGACAAGCUAGUUCCUAACAUGACAGAAACCAGUUACAGACUUUCUUUGCACUUAAUGGAACAACUGGUCCUGUGACGAGUCUCUGAAUCACUGUCAUAAUAAACUGAUGUGAGAGAAAGUUCUGGAAGCAGAUCUUGGACUCUAACGUAAGGUGAUGCAUUUUCACGGGACGUAAAAAAAAAAAAAAAUUAAAACGCCAUGCAUGCAUUUCUGUUAAGACUGUACUUUUAUAAAGAUGUGGUUGUAAUUGACAAUUGAGUUAUUUUUAUUCUUUAAAAAGUUAAGAAUAGUAUUUUUUUACAAGCAUCAUUUCAUAAGUUUAGUGUCUCAGGAGUUGUAUACGAGAGAUCAAUAUAUAGGUGAGCCUGUCUGAUAUAAGAAACAAAAACUGUCCUUCAUUUUGCUGUCACUUAACAGUGUCUAUGUGCCAAAAUCUGCAUUUGACAUGCCAUUUCAGUAUCAGACAAAAAAAUUGCAUGUAAUCUGACUAAAUUAUCAUAAAUACUUUUUAUGUAGAAUGUAUAUCUGUGAUAAAAUGGUAAACUUCAUAAUUCUGACACACUUAUGUUUUAUAUUGAUAUUUUUAAAUGUGGAGUACUUUUGUUGAAUAGGGUUUUCAUCAAUAUUUCAACAUAAUUUAUUGGGUUUUUUUUAUUUUUUUUUUAUUACAAUUUGUAUUUAUUCAUUUAUUCAAUAACUUGGCAUAGGUGUUUUACGUGAGUGAAAUAAUGCAAAUAAUUUAACGGACUGCUUUGAGCCUGUUGCAGCAUGCAGCCAGUGGGGUUCAACACUCAAGUCAGUAGCAGGAAGUUUGCAGUCACAACAGACCUAACACUUGACUUUUUUUAACGCAGUCAACCCCACUCAUCUGGUAUUCUAUAGAGGCAAUUAAUUCUGACUUUUGCAAAUAUUUGCAUAAAUCUACAAAUAUGCUCCAUUACAUAAUGUGUUGUAUUUUGGGUGUUGUGCUGUAAUCUAUCGCCUCAGGUGAAAGUGAUGUUUAUACUUGUAAAUCCAAAAAUGAAGUGCUAAUAAUGCAUUAAAAAGGAUUUCAUUUGUACCAUCAUUGAAUCUUGGAUUUUCAUGUUGGUGUGAGUUGUUUUACUAAUCAAGGUUAAAAGGUUGCCAUCUCCUCAAAUAUUCAAAUCCCCUACUAUCCCCUUUCUAAUGAGGUGCAUUAAUGGGAAUGCUUGAAAAUUAUAUUAUCAGUUUAUAAGAAGUAUUUGGCAGCAACUACAAGUGUAUUUGAAUAGAGGAGGUAAUUAUUUAUUAUUUAUCUUAGUUGUGCAUUCCUGCAGUGAAGGAUGCAUUUCUCUGAACUGAGAGAACUAUGACAACGUCAAACAAAUGUACGAUACUGUUGAACAGCAGUACCAAAGCAAUGUCUGGUUUUCAAUGUCAUUUUGGUAAAUGAUGAUCGAUUACUGAAUUUUUCAGUUUCCAUUUGACCAAUGUGGGUUUUUCCCUCUUUAAUGGAGGGGUACCAACUUUAUUUUUAUUUUAUUUUUUAACUUCUCAAUGCGUGACUUUUUUUUUUUU